This is a messenger RNA of Monoraphidium neglectum, 366 nucleotides long. RefSeq lists its product as hypothetical. The record is from RefSeq and is a predicted model, not a curated record. Lineage: Eukaryota; Viridiplantae; Chlorophyta; Chlorophyceae; Sphaeropleales; Selenastraceae. The transcript has a single exon. Bases 1 to 366 code for a protein of 121 amino acids.
AUGAAUUGGGCGGCAGGCUGCGUUCUUCAGCGGGCACGUGAAUGGACGAUUGGUGCGCACAGGGCAACGGGGCAGCAGCAGCGGCAGCGGCAGCGGCAGCGGCAGCAGCUGCAGCAGCAGCAGCAGCAGCAGCAGCAGCAGCAGCAGCAGCAGCAGCAGCAGCAGCAGCAGCAGCAGCAGCAGCAGCAGCAGAAGAAGAAUAAGGAGCAGCAGCAGAAGACUAAUAAGGAGCAGCAGCACUGGCUGCAAUCACAGCGUCAUCACAAUUGUUCCCUGCGCUCCACCAGGCACCAGCAGCCCGCAACGCCUGAACAGCCCCUCGCCGCAGCGCCCUUCAACAUUUCGACACCAACACCACCAUCAUGA